AUGUCGAACCAGCGGGCGUUGUCCGCCCUCGGCGAAGAAGGCCGGCAUGCCCAGGAGGGAGGCGGCGGCGUCGGUGACGCAGGCGGCGUCCAGCUGUCGUCCGAGCAGGCGAGGCUGCUGCAGCAGGUGGUCUCGCAGCUGCCCCAGAACUCCAGCGACUCGCAGACCGCGCAGCUCCUCGCGCUGCUCACUGGCGCCCAGAAGGCGAGCUUUGCAAAGAACCACAGCCCCAUGGCGCCCUCGGCCCUCGAGCAGCUGAACGCGGCCCUCCGCGGGGCGGUGCCCGCGCCUGCGGAGAAGGGGGCCGCCGGCACACAGGCGAGCCAGGGUCGCGGGGCGGGUGACGGCGCCCAGGGCACACAUGCCGUCCCCCGCGACGGGGCGGCCCAUGUGUCCGGCUCCGGCGCGGCGCCGGAACGCGACGCCCCUUCAGUGUCCCAGAACGCCCCGGGGGACUCGGCAGGGAAGGUCGACGCGGAGAAGGCGCCCCGGGCCGGGCGAAAGCAGCGCCGGGGGGAGCGUGCGCCGAGCGACCCGGACGCCAGCGCCGGGGAGGGCGACGCGGGGUUCGAGCCGCGCAAGAGGCACGCGCCGGUCUCGCCCGUCGCCCCAACCAUCAACGUCGACCCCUCCACCGAACCUCGACCCCUCUUGGGGGGGGGGGUGUGCCCCUUGCCGGGGGGCGUGGCCGAGCCCGCUCCGCCGCUCUCCCACGACGAUCUGGAGGCGCUGCGCGAGAUCAUCAGCCACCCGGCGAUGGUCGUGGCGCUCGGCCCCGUGCACGAGACGAUGGCGAAGCCGCCGGCCGCGAUCCUGCGCAUGAUCGGCGACCUGCCCUCGCACCUCCUGUCGCACAUGCCGACCGCGCACCUCUUCGCGCUCGCACGCAUGCUGCCGAAGAGCUCCCAGCCGCCCGCGGCGGCCACGGCACCGCCGCCCGCGGCACGGCUCCUGCCAGAGCCGGCCUCGCUCCUGGCCACCGGCGCGCUCUCGAGCUCGCUCCGCGGCCUCGCAGCGCCGCCGGCGAGCCUCGGAGCCGCGACGCUCCCCCUGCAGGCCAGCCACGCCGCGGCGGCGUCGCUGCCGGCGGUGACCCUCGGAUCUCACCCGCUGGCGCACCCCGGCCUGGUGCUGUCGGCUCCGCCGGCCUUGCCCCUCCCGCCGCCGGUCCCGUGGCCACCAGCGCCCGCGUUCCCGCGCUCGGACGCUCCGCCGCCCUCGGUGCUGCCCCAGCGCGUCACCGCUGCGCUCAACACCGAGUCCCCGGCGUCGGCCGCCACGGUGUCGCCGGGCACCUCGCACGGCGCGGGCCUCGAGGUGCCCGAGCGGUACGUCGAGAACCGCGGGCGCGUCCCGUGGUCGAAGGAGGAGGACGACGCGCUGCUGUCCGUCAUCCGGCGGUUCGGCCCGCAGAACUGGCGGCUGAUCGCCGCAGUGCUCAACCAGGAGAUGGAGGCGCAGCUCGCGUCGUUCCAGCCCCGGUCGGACCGGCAGUGCCGGCAGCGGUGGACCAACAACCUGGACACCAGCCUCCGGCGCUCGCCCUUCUCGCCCCAAGAGGACGAGAUCAUACUCAGGGAGCAAGCUCGCCACGGCAACAAAUGGGCGCAAAUCGCGCGCGCACUGCCCCCCGGGCGCACGGGCAACCAGGUCAAGAACCACUGGUACACGCGCCUGAAGGACGUGUCGGAGAAGCGCGGCCUGACGCGCGCGGAGCCCGUGCGCAUCCCCCCCGAGUUUGCCAGCCUCGUCAGACAGGCCCCCAAGCCCUCGGCCCCCGUGGACGUCGCGUCGCGGCCGCCGCUCGCGAUCGACGCGCAGCAGCGGCCCGCAGACGGCUCGCCCCCCCCGCCGCUCCCCUCCUGGGGCCGGAAGCCAUGA
Messenger RNA from Pedinophyceae sp. YPF-701, 1881 nucleotides. Lineage: Eukaryota; Viridiplantae; Chlorophyta; Pedinophyceae. The record is from the annotation of a GenBank genome assembly.